CAACUUACAGGAUGUCCUAGAAACAAUGCUUCUGCCAGUCCUCCUUUUUCAUACAACAUUCCGAAAUCUGGUUAUUCUUUCCCUAAUAACCAGCAAUUUCAGUCUGGCACGAAUAUCACACCUGCUACUGCACAAGAAACUGGUAAUGCCUCAUUGUCCUCAACUAGUUUGCAUUCUGGUUCCUUGCCUGCUCCUACUUCAAGUUCCACAGUGAAUAUAUCAUCAGCUCCUAAUGCGGGACCAAAAGCUUCAUUGGUUCCCACUGUCCCAUCUUUUAACAUGACUCCCGGAAUGCCUGGAACUCCCAGGACACCUGGCCUCCCUGGAAUAGCUCACUCAGUGCAAAUAUCUUUUAAUCCGACUGCACCAUCUGCACGUAUUGAUUCUUCUUCAGUAGCCCUUAGACCAAACAUGCAAGCAGUACCUGUUGCGUCAUCAGCAGUUCACCCACAUGUAGGUCCUCCUUACCCAUCUUUAUCUGCUAUGGGUGCUCCCUGGCUUCCAUCCCCACAGAUAGGAGGCUUACCUAGGCCACCGUUUUUGCCAUAUCCUGCUGCCUUUCCUGGUCCCUUUCCUUUGCCUGUACAUGUUAUGCCUCUCUCUUCUGUUCCUUUACCUGAUUCUCAGCCUCCUGGUGUCACUCCUGUGGGAAAUACUGUAGCAAAUUCUUUGUCUUCCGUUGGUUCUCGUCAUCAGUUGGCAGGGUCUUCAGGGAUGCAGAAAGAAUUACCUCAUCCUGGCGUUGGUACCGAUGGUAGAGCUGUUGUCAAUGAACAGUUGGAUGCCUGGACUGCCCACAAGACAGAGACAGGUGUUGUAUACUAUUAUAAUGCUUUGACCGGUGAAUCAACUUGUGAUAAGCCUCCUGGAUUUAGGGAGGAGCCUGGUAAGGUUUCUAUGCAGCCAACUCCAGUUUCAACGGUGAAUUUGACUGGAACUGAUUGGGUAUUAGUCACAACCAGUGAUGGGAAAAAGUUUUACCAUAACAGCAAAACCAAGGUAAGUAGCUGGCAGAUCCCAGAUGAAGUGAUUGAAUUGAGAAAUAAACAGGAUAGUGACGUGCCAAAAGAACAUACAAUAUCAGUGCCAAAUAAUAAUUUAAUGAUUGAAAAGGGAUCUGCACCAGUUAGUUUGAGUGCUCCAGCCAUUAACACGGGUGGUCGUGAAGCCAUGCCUUUUAAACCCUCAGUUGUGCAGGGAACAUCUUCUGCACUUGAUCUGAUUAAAAGGAAGUUGCAGGAUCCUGUUACGUCUUCGCCAAUUUCAGCACCAUCAGAAUCAAAUGGUGCAAGAGGAGUUGAGAGUACACCUAAGGGCCAGCAAAGUGAGAAUAUCGAAGAUAAGCUAAAAGACACUAAUGGAGAUGGAAACUUGUCUGAUUCCUCAUCUGAUUCCUUUUGGUUCUAUCUAUGUUCAAUUUAUAUCUUAAUGGUCAUACAUGAUUUCUAUUCUGCUUGUAGGGUCCUUCCAUUGAAGAGGGCUGCUGAAGAAAAGGCUCAAGCAGAGUGUGCUGCUGCAGCAGCUGGUUUUAAGUCCAUGCUUAAAGAGAAAGGAGAUAUUACUGUUAGUUCUCGUUGGUCCAGGGUGAAAGAUAGUCUGCGGAAUGACCCAAGGUACAAAAAUGUUAGGCAUGAGGAUAGGGAAGUUUUAUUCAAUCAGUAUAUAUCAGGACUAAAAGCUGUGGAAGAGGAAGCAGAACGAGAGGCAAAAGCUAAACGUGACGAGCAGGAAAAACUGAGGGAAAGGGAACGAGAACUGCGGAAGCGGAAGGAAAGAGAAGAGCAAGAAACAGAGAGGGUGCGACUGAAAGUUCGCAGGAAGGAGGCAGUUGCUACUUUUCAAGCUUUACUUGUGGAAACAAUUAAAGAUCCUCAGGCAUCUUGGACAGGCUCUAAGCCUAAAUUGGAGAAGGAUCCGCAAAGGCGUGCAGCCAACCCUGAUUUAGAUCCAUCUGACAUGGAUAAGCUCUUCCGGGAACAUGUAAAGAUGCUAAACGAGCGAUGUGCACAUGAGUUCAGAACUCUGUUGGCCGAAGUCUUGACUGCAGAAGCAGCGUCCCAAGAGACAGAAGAUGGAAAAACAGUUCUUAAUUCGUGGUCAACAGCUAAACGUAUUCUAAGGACGGAUCCCAGAUACGACAAGACGCCAAGAAAAGAGAGGGAAGUUUUGUGGAGACGAUAUUCUGAGGAGAUGCUGCGGAAGCAAAAGUCAGCAGUUGGUCGUAAGGAAGAUAGGAAAACAGAUGCUAAAAGUAGAAGUUCUAUCGAUGCUGGGAGGAAUCCCUAUGGAUCUAGGGGUACUCACGAUCGGCGAUGAUGUUUUUGGUUAAAGCUUAGAGACUGGAACUUCAAGUUAAUUUCCCCUAGUCCUCGUAAUUUUGACUCGAGUAGGACGGGUGACGGCUCGAGCACCAAAACGACACUUCUGUAUUAUACGAAUUAUAUCGAGGUGAUUAAGCUGAUGUUGCUAGGUUUCUUGGUCGAAUAGUUGCUGUUGCCCAUAAAUUUAUGUCCAAUUUGCCUUCUCAGUUCUCACUAAACCGAUCCUUCUCAGUUGCCUCCGAAUCUUUUACGUUUCCCUCUUUUUGUAAUAUAUAUAUAUUUUCACUUAAUACAUAUCCCCCUUGAAUUUUGA
Molecule: messenger RNA, 2634 nt
Organism: Malus domestica (apple)
Lineage: Eukaryota; Viridiplantae; Streptophyta; Magnoliopsida; Rosales; Rosaceae
Source: RefSeq, a predicted model, not a curated record